AUGGUAGUAAAAGUAAAAAGACAGAAAAAACCAACACAAACAAAUUAUGUUGGAACUAGACUGCUUAUCUACACACUCAUUACGUCAGUGUUUGCCUUGUAUCUGACCAUGAUUCCAUAUGAGGAGAAUCAAAUCAAGCGGUUUAAUGAAAUUGUGAUAGGUCGCCUUGCAGUCUUCACACUUCAUGGUCUGAUGAUGACUGUGAUCUCAUUGAUCGCAUUCAUUUUGAAUAUGCUCUUCAGUAUUAUGUAUGGUCCAGCCAGAGUCACAAUCUCCAUAGCACUGAUUUACGAGACAAUUGUUAUGCUGCUUUAUUGGGUUAUUCGGUUUCAUAAUUCCAAUAAUUUCUACACCAAGGAAGAGGCAGCUCAACAAGGAUACAAACAUGCUCUUGCAGAGGUUGUAACACACAUCCUUCCUACGAUUGUACUGCUUUAUACGGCAAUACGCAAUAAGAUGUAUCAUUCCGGUUACUGGGUGAUUAUACUUUUAACGGUUUCAACAGCAAGCUACACUGUCAUUUUGAUUUACUGUAACACUAUUCGAAAUACGCCUGUCUAUCCAUUCAUGAAUGGAAUUAGCGUAUUGGGAAAUCUGAUUUGGGGUGGAAUUGGAAUGAUAUUUGGCAGUGUUCUCCAUUUCGUAUACGGUAAAAUAUUGGGCUAA
This is a messenger RNA of Enterospora canceri, 666 nucleotides long. The record is from the annotation of a GenBank genome assembly. NCBI's taxonomy places the organism in Eukaryota, Fungi, Microsporidia, Enterocytozoonidae.